Messenger RNA from Anthostomella pinea, 762 nucleotides. NCBI's taxonomy places the organism in Eukaryota, Fungi, Ascomycota, Sordariomycetes, Xylariales, Xylariaceae. The record is from the annotation of a GenBank genome assembly.
AUGAGCUCCUCCAGCACCCUCCCCGCGCUGCGCACGCAGCCCAAGGCCAUCUUCUUCACCGACUUCGACGGCACCAUCACGCUGCACGACAGCAACGACUGGAUGACGGACAACCUGGGGUUCGGCGCCGAGCUGCGCAGGAAGGGCAACAGCGACGUGCUGCACGGCGCGCGCACCUUCCGCGACAGCUUCCAGGAGAUGAUGGACAGCGUCAACACGCCCUUCGACCGCUGCAUCGAGCUGCUGCUCCAAAACGUCAAGCUCGAUCCUGCAUUCAAGGAGUUCUGCACCUGGUGCGCCGCCAACAAUGUGCCCAUCGUCGUGCUGAGCGGCGGCAUGCAACCUGUUAUUCGAGCGCUGUUGGCGCACCUUGUCGGCGAGAAGGAGGUCCAGGAUAUGCAGAUCGUGAGCAAUGAUGUCAAGGCCCGCGAGGGCAAGAACAUCAAUGAGGAGGGCGGGUGGGAUAUUGAGUUUCAUGAUGACAGCGAUUUUGGCCACGACAAGUCUCUCGAGAUCAGGCCUUAUGCCGCGCUGAAGGACCGCCCUGUCAUGUUCUAUGCUGGAGACGGCGUGUCCGACCUGUCUGCUGCGAAGGAGACGGAUCUGCUGUUUGCUAAGGCUGGCCGAGAUCUCGUCACGUACUGUGAGAGGGAGAAGGUACCAUUUACCACGUUCAACGACUUCUCGGACAUCCACAAGAUCGUCACCGACGUUGUUGAUGGCAAGAUGAGCGUUAAAGACGCUGCUACUGGGAAGAACUAG